Messenger RNA from Cavenderia fasciculata, 6333 nucleotides. Its product is annotated as pleckstrin domain-containing protein. Gene Ontology annotation, biological process: endoplasmic reticulum to Golgi vesicle-mediated transport; retrograde vesicle-mediated transport, Golgi to endoplasmic reticulum; regulation of ER to Golgi vesicle-mediated transport. Lineage: Eukaryota; Evosea; Eumycetozoa; Acytosteliales; Cavenderiaceae. The record is from RefSeq and is a predicted model, not a curated record. The transcript is spliced from 15 exons. The coding region runs from base 1 to 6333 and encodes 2110 amino acids. Gene Ontology annotation, molecular function: GTPase activator activity; protein binding. Gene Ontology annotation, cellular component: Dsl1/NZR complex.
AUGAGUCAACCGGCAAUAGCACGUCAGUCACCAAAGACCCGACUUCGAAGAUCAUCAUCCAUUUUAAAUGAAUUCCCCUCCAUGAGUCCGCCAUCGCCUCGUGGCAGUCCAUUGUUACAAAGAAAGUUGACAAUGAGUGGAGGUAUUAGGAUACCAUCACCUUUAUCACAUUCACAACAAGAAAUGAUCAUGCUCAAAGAGAACAAUAGUAUUGCCAAUGUCAACAUUCACAACAACCCUCCACAACAACCAACUAAAUGGGUAUCGGUCAAACCCAAAGGUUUGGGAAUGAAGGGUAAUAAACAAAUCAUUUUUAUUCAUCAUCAUCAAAAGAUCAAACAACAACAACAACAGAUAAAUAAUAAUAAUCAACAACAUACAAUACUACCAAUACAACCAGUUUUAGAUAAUUCAUUUGGACCUGCUUCAACUGCACCCGUUCCAAUUCAUCCAUUUUCAGUACAACAACAAAACUCAACAACAUCAUCCACUUCAACUGCAGACUCUAUGGCAAUAUCUGAUGAUGACCAUCUUCAUCUACAUCAACAUCUACAUCAACAUCAACAUCAUAAAGGGUCAGUUGCCAUCCCUCUACCAACACAUAAAAUAUUAUUCCCCUCUCAAAACUUUUAUUCGAAUCGACUUCAUCAUCAAGCAGCAGAGUCUGGUGCAGGAGCAUCGAGAAAUAUGAUCAACUAUAAUAACCAAAACUCACUCGACUCUGCAUCCAGUCUUGCAACCAUACUCUCUUCCAACAAUUCACUAGACAGCGGUGGCCCGUUAAACACUAGUAGUGGAUUUUACCCUACCUCCAUGUUGAGUAUUGGAACGAGUCCAAGUAUGCUCAAGACCUCCUCUUCAAACGUCCCUAUCACCAGCUCGAAUAGUACUAGUAGCGGCUCACUCCCACCUCUCUCGGCCGCCUCGAUAGCCUCUCCCAAAGCAACCAACAGCAACAACUGGCGUCCAGACGGUCAAAACACUGCUUUCAAAUCUGUCCAACACCAAAACUACCAGUCUGCCUUGUCCCAGUCACUUGCUCAAACUCAGUCUAUCCCAAGACCACAACAACAACAACAUCAACAACAACAUCAACCAAUUUCCCAAUCAUUGUCAAGAUCCCAACAACUACUGAUGCGUACCAAGUCGGUGACAGGUGGUAACAACGCACUACUUGCCGGAUCACUCCGUUCAAAGAGCCCUAAAAACAUAGUACUUGAAAAGAGAAAUGAAGAGGCAUUUGCAGUUGUUUUAUACAACUAUGAAGCUGAUGACAAGGAGGAGUUGGAGCUUACCAAAGAUACAUUCAUCAUUGUCACUGACCAAUGUACCGACGGAUGGUGGAGAGGACGUACACUCGAUUCUGCCAAAACCGGUAUCUUUCCAAAAAAUUAUGUAAAGAUUCUUCCCAACCCACCAAACCUUGUCACUUCAUCUGAUGGAGGCACAGCAGACGAGUCAACUCAAAACAGUCUUGCAAAGAGUAUUGCUAGAUCAUUCCCAAACUCUCCCCCACCAGCAUGUUUGUCAUCUUCGUUGACCUCUUCCUCAUCGUCGCCAUUCCAAAAUGUGUUUAUUACAGAUGACCCAAAUAUAUUUUUUGCCAAGGAUUUCUCAGUCAAAGAUUCAUCAUUCAAGGGUAAGAAAUCGAAAAACACAUCGAUCAAGUCACACAAGAGACAUGUCACACUGCUCAAGGUGUUUGUACCGCCAUUCAAUGAACACACUAUCCUUCAAUUUGGACCAUCUGACACUGUCAGAGAGAUAUUGGAUAAAAUAGGUAGAAAGAAAAAGAUGAUGAUCAUGGACCUCAAGUGUCAGAUCAAACCUUGGAAUGCCAUCGAGUCGUCUCCCCCUCUCUCCCUCGCCACACCCAUUUCCAUGCUUGCCGAGCCUGAUAAAGGUGUCCGUCUCUUUAUCCAAGGUCUCGAUUAUUACCCAACACCAUCGAUUCCCAACUCUGCAGGCAACCAAAACAACCUAACCAAUCUUUUCAAUCAACCAACUCUCCACCUUCAAAAUUAUUUCACUGUUAGUAUUUGUGGAGAGAAUCGUCAUUGGGUUGUACUUGAUAAUAAUUCAAUUCAAAUAUUUAAAUCUUAUACUGAAUUACAACCAAUUAGAAUUAUAGGAUAUAAAUAUUCAACUAUAAAAUUAUUAUCAAAUUCAAAGAGACCUACUUUUCAAUUGAAAACACCAUUCCAAACAUUUAAAUUUGCAUCGGAUAGUCUGACAAUUGUAGGUCAAUGGAUUCAAGCUAUUGAAAGUAGCAAAGACUAUAAAGAGAAUAAUCCAUUCUUGAAAAAGAAACAACUUGGCAAAUUGACCAAAUCAAUGUCUGUAGAGGAUUAUUUGGAUUUGGAAGGUGUACCAGUUGACCGUCGUCAACAUAUACUGCAGUUGAGAAACAGACUAGGAAAUAGAUAUUGUGUAGAUUGUAAUAGCGAAGACCCUGAAUGGGGAUCAAUUUCACUAGGUUGUUUUCUCUGUGACGAUUGUUGCAACAUUCAUCAAAAGAUUGGCUCCAACCAAAUGUCUGAGGUAUACAGUGUCAUCCUUGACACUUGUUGGGAACAAUCUCAUGUUCAACUUUUUGAAUCUAUCGGUAAUUCAAUCUCUAAUCAAUAUUGGGAAUCAAGAUUAAAAGAAAAAAUAAUUUAUCCAAAAAGUUUAUUACAAGAAAAAGAGGAAUAUAUUAUAUCAAAAUAUAAGAGAAGAGAAUAUAUUCCAAAUGAUGAAUCAAUCAAACCACCAAUCUCAACUAUUAAGAGAGAGAUGAGUAGCAGUACGACGACUAGUAAUAGUAGUAGAGGAAAAGAGAAUGAUGGUGAUGAAGUAGAGAUUGAAACAUUUGAUACAUUAACAUUCCUCAAUGACAAUUUAAUCAAUGAAUCAUCGUUAUCACAAUGCAAUAAACUAAAACUACAAUUAUCAAAGGAAAGAGAUUCAAUUUUAAAUAUUUUGAAUACAUUAUCAAAUGAUGAAUCUGUAAAUUCAUUUAAACAAGAAUGUAAUGAUACACUUGUACAAUUGGAAUCUAUGGAAGCCAAGAGAGAAGAUUUAUUAUUGCAAUUAAAGAAACAUACAAAUACAUCAUCUAGAAUCACAACCUUGUGUAAAUUCACUCAAUUGAUUAAUCAAGUAACUCGUCUCAAAAAAUAUAUUCAAUUAUUACUAUUGAUUAAUAUAUUCUAUACAAAGAUUAAAUUAUUUAUUGAAAAGAAUCAAUUGAAUCGAUCACUUUAUCCAUUUAUCAAUCUUGUUGAAAUACAACAUAAUUUACAUUGUUUGAAAUCACCAGAUAUUAAUAGUUCAACUAGUGAUAGUGAUCAUGAACAACCAUGUUAUCAUCUCACAAAAUUAAUUGAUCAUAUGAUUGGUGAUCUUUCAACUCUAUUGGAAGUUAAAAUGAAAGAAGAAUUAAAGAAAUCAUUAAAAGAUAUAAAUUGGAUAUCAAUUAUGAAUUCAAAUAAUCAAAAUCAACCACUUUUAAAUGCUCUAAAUAAUUCAUCAUCAUUAUACAAUAAUGAAGAUCAAUCAACCAUGUCAAAUAACAAUAAUAAUAAUAAUCCAUUAUCCACAUCCUCAUCGUCACCAAUUAAUACAUCACAAGGUAUCAGUUCACCUGGCAAGGAACAAGAUGAUAAGAUUUUAGCAAACCUUAGACGAUUCCAAAACAAUUUUGCAAACCUUAUCAUUUUACAAUUAAAUGUUCAAAAAUAUCCAUCUACUUUACCAACAACUGCUACCUCUACCACCACCACAACAACAACCAACAAAUCAAAUAAUAAUAAUAACAACAACAAACAACAAUCUACCCCUUCUACAUCUUCAUCAUCAUCAACUUUAUCACCAUGGAUAUUUCAAUUACCAUCUAGUUUAUGGGCAAUUGAUAUAUUAUUAGAACCAAUUUUAAAAGGAUUUAAAUAUCACUUUCAAAGUAAAAGAGUUACCAAUCUUGUUACCAAACCAGAAUGGCCUAUUCACCAUAUUAAAAAGGUUCUCAAGGAUCAUACACCCUUUCUUCAUAGUCUACAGACCUAUCUAAAUCAACAAUCAAUCACCUAUAUCGAUGUUCAAAGAUGGUUUAUUGCGUCGUUGGUAGGUCGUCUAAAUGAAAAGUUCAAGGGUGAUCUUUUAGGUCAGCUCGCCAAACACGAUCAAAACUCUAGAAAGACAUUCCAUCACAUCAUUGAUGAAAUAUUCUCAUUCCAAAAGUAUCUCUCAGAGGUCUAUCUAUAUCCAUCUCCACCAGGUCUAUCUUUGGUUCAUUUGGGUGACUCUGAUUCAGACUCUGAACAACAACAACAACAAGAUGGAGUAGUUGGAAAAAAACAAGACUCUGAUGAUACCAUUGUUCCAGUCGAUGUAUUGGAAGAUCCAAAGAUAUUUGAUGGAUGGUUGUCUCUUGAAAUAUUAAUUUGUCGAAAUUGUUUCCAAGAUUUGGUACGAUCACCUGAACGUUGGCAUCAAUACUACAAGGACGAAUUUGCAGACAUUGAUAUUUUGAAACCAUCUCAGUCGGCCUACGAGUUGAUAUCUCUCUUGCGUGCAUUGACCGAUCGAUAUGCACGACUCAGCGACCGAUCACUUUGCUUUGAAUUCUUUGGCAAGAUUCAGCUCGACCUCCUCUGCAAAUACCGUGACGAGCUUGAAACCAUGGUACCUCGUGGCCCAGACAUUUACAGCAGUUGGAGAUCACUCACUAGCGAUGGUAUGACUGAAUACGAUGAAAUACAACUCCGAGAGAUUUGCUUUGUAUUCAACUCUAUCAACUAUGUCGUUUGCAUACUCAGAGAAUGGGAUGAUCAACUAUUGUUUAUUGAAAUCUAUCAAUACAUGCAACGUAAACGUAGAUCGACCAACAAAAAUCUCUACCUUGGCGCCGAUAGCGAUGACAGUGAUGAUGAUCCAAGUAAAAACGAUCAAACCUAUUCCUCCUUUUCAACCAUCAUCAUGACCUACAAAAAACUUUCCAAAAAAAUGAUUUCAAGAAUGGUUGAUAUUGUAUUUAUUAAUUUCUCUUCAAGAAUUUCAAAUUAUCUUAAAAGAUCAUCAAACAAAUCAAAUAUAUUUUUAAGUAAUGCUGCCAAGAAUUCUAGCUCCAAACCAUCAACUCCAAAAGCAACUUCAACCAAUUCUUCUUCCAACAAACCAGGUGGACAAGAAGGUGAACAAAAUGAGGAAAACUCUUCGAUUACAACGGCAUUUGAAAGAAAUGUAGAAAAGGAAUCAUCACAUCUUGAUAUUUCACAUGAAAUUGUAGAUGCCCUUUCAACUCUUCGUUUCCAACUUGGUGUCAUUUCUCGUUGUCUUUGUUCAAACAAAUUGCCAUCACUUUGGAGAAAAUUGUCAUUGAAAAUUGAUAAUCAUAUAUUUAAAUUAUUAAUUGAAAGUUCCUUUAAGUUUACUUUUAAAGAUGGAAUUCAAUUUACAAAGGAUAUGAGUACAUUAUUUUUAAUAUUUUCAAUGUUUACAAAAGAACCUGAAAAUUAUUUUAAAAAGGUACAUGAAAGUUGUAUUGUUUUGAAAAUGACCAAUUCACAAUUAAAUAGUUUUAGUGAAAAAUUAAACAAGAAAAUAUUGUCUGGCACUGAAGAGGAAUUACUAAAAGAAAACAAAAUAUUCAAUAUUGAGUCUGGCGAUUAUAAGAAUAAUAAUAAGAGUAAUAAUAAUAAUUAUCCAAUCUCACAAUACAACACUGUAGUAUCUAUCUGUGUUACUAAUAAUAAUAAUAAUAAUAAGAUGAGGUGGAUAGUUACAGAGAUUACUUAUUAUUCGAAAUUUAAGGCAAUCCAUUCAUGGUAUUCCUUUUUAUUAAUACUUGCCGUUCAAUUGACUGGAUUUGGAUUAUUGGGGUUUGGAUUAUUUCAAUUCUAUCAAUACGAUGCAUCUAAAGAUUGGAGUAUGCCAAUCAUUUGGUUUGGUGCAUCGUUGGCAUCACUUACAUGUAUAUUUUCAGCCUUUUCAAACAUUAUCAAUAGUACAUUUCCCAUCAAACUUUCGAUUGUCUUUGUCAGUGUUGCAUUCUUUGUGCUGGAUGCAACCAUUGGUAUCAUGAUCUACAUGAAGAAUCAAACUAGUCAUCGAUUAUCAUAUUGUCAAUCAUUGUCCUCUAUACAAGAUUCCACCUGUGUCUCAUUGUUUGACCAGAAAUUCUGUGGAAAGUUUAUAGAGGACGAAUGUUCCAGAGCUCAAUUUGGAUUUUCAUAUAUUAUAAGUGGUCAAGUUUUAAUGGUAUUUUCAACUUUGGUUUUUAUAAUCUUUUCAAUUUUUAAUCUUAUAUCGAUUGAUACUAAAAAACGUUAUUCUUUAAUUCCCGAAAUUAAUUAA